Molecule: messenger RNA, 282 nt
Organism: Adineta ricciae
Lineage: Eukaryota; Metazoa; Rotifera; Eurotatoria; Adinetida; Adinetidae
Source: the annotation of a GenBank genome assembly
AUGAAUUAUCUAGUAAACAAAGUCGAGCGCAAACUUGGCUUAGAUUUAAAUCAUGAUGGACGAAUUGGCGGACCUGGCUUGACUGCUAAGCUUGAAAAAGCGACUCAUAUCGAUUUCAAUCGUGAUGGAAUCAUCGGAGGAUAUCGACCAUCGCGCAGUGGAGGCUUAAUUGGUAAAAUUGAAAAAGCAACACACAUUGACAUAAACCGAGAUGGAAUUAUCGGCGGUCAUCCGGGUUAUUAUUAUUAUCCUGCACCACAAUGUCACAAGAAGAAACAUUAA